Molecule: messenger RNA, 996 nt
Organism: Colletotrichum aenigma
Lineage: Eukaryota; Fungi; Ascomycota; Sordariomycetes; Glomerellales; Glomerellaceae
Exons: 1
Coding region: 1-996 (331 amino acids)
Source: RefSeq, a predicted model, not a curated record
AUGGCGGCGGCAACAUCAACCUCGAAAACGCGCUACGUCGCCUCGACCUUCCCCGAAAACCCCCUGCCGACGAAGAACUUUGACCCGCCGGCCUCAUGCUCCGGCGUGUACUGGACAAACUCCGUCUUCGCGAUCGACAAUGACCCGGCCUGCUUGCCGAACAAGUUCAACGGCGCCAGCACCGCCUUUUACUCCCCUGGUACUGCUUGCCCGACGGGCUACACCGUGCAGCCGCAGUGCUCCCGGAACAAUGGAGUGCGCAGCAUCACUACCGUGACGUGCUGCCCGCACCGCGGCGACAUCACAAUGUCAUGUGUGGAGAACGACCUGACUCUGGCAGAGAGGUGGGAGACGCAGUUCUGCACGUGGAUGGCGGGCCCAGCGACGGUGGUAGAGUAUACCCUCGUCUCGGACGGAAGCACGUCGAGCGCUGCGGCGACGAUGAGUGAUCGGGACGGAAUCAACGCGUACGGCAUCCGGAUGGUGUACCAGGCAAGCGAUCUAGUCACAAACACCGCAUCGGCGACGGCCACGGGCACCGACAGUGGGGCUGGGACAUCGAGUACCGGUGACGGCAGCAGCGACUCCUCUGCGAGUGACGGGCUUUCGACGGGGGGCAUCGUCGCCGUGGCGGUUGUCGUUCCCGUCGUUGUCAUCGCGAUACUUGCAGGUCUGUUCCUAUGCUGGAGGAGGCGGAAGCACAAGUAUGCGGGCGUACAGCAGACGCAGCCCGGGCCAGACGGGCAGACGCCGCCUCAGCAGACCGCGUACGCGUACCAGAACAGCAACUACCAGGGCAGCAGCUACGCGCCGAGCGAGAUGGCGGGAGGAAGCGUCGCGGGGUAUUAUCAGAACGACAAGGUGCUGCAGCCGGGACAAGCGGUCGCGGGGCAGCAGUUCAAGGGGUACCCGCACCAGACGCCGGCUGCGCCUGCUGAGUUGCCGGUGGGAGAGGCACCGGCGGAGUUGGAUGCUAGCGGAGGUAAUGGGAGGUAG